Molecule: messenger RNA, 3190 nt
Organism: Nelumbo nucifera (sacred lotus)
Lineage: Eukaryota; Viridiplantae; Streptophyta; Magnoliopsida; Proteales; Nelumbonaceae
Source: RefSeq, a predicted model, not a curated record
AGAGCAUCAUAGCAAAUCCCUGUGGCCUGUGGGUCGAGCUCGAACCCACGACCUCGGAGUCGGAGAUGGUGCAGCAGUCGAGGUCGAGCCUUUGUAGCCCUUGUGGGGUCAAAGAGUGGUGCGCUCUGUGCCACCGGCGAACGUUAGCGAACCACCGCAGCUGUCUUUGGUACUAAUAACUUGGCAUCUUCAUGUGGAUGGGUUUCUAGGUGAGCUCUGUGUUGAGUUUUUUCAGAUCAGGGAGACAGAGACGAUUCGCUCGAAGCUUGAGCAAUCUGAAACCCCGAAGCACAUUCAUGCAUGGAUUCCUCACCUGCGUACGAUGCCCCAAGAUGAGAAGAUCGACGUCCAUUAUUAGACCAGGUAAGCUCGUUGUCAUUCUCUUCAAUCCCUUUGCCAAGCACCCGUCGUCAACGGUUGUCUCAGUUCCUGAAACACUAUCAUUAGAAACAGAACCGAUUGAUUUAUGCGCCCAAGUUCUUGCGAUCCUAACCCGUCCUGGCUGGCAGAAAAACCAAUCGCUGAAGAAAUUGGUUCCAUCUCUAACCCCAUUCCAUGUUUCCAGGAUCUUCAAUCUUAGUAUUGACGCGAAAACUGCCCUACAUUUCUUCAACUGGAUUGGGCAAAGACCCGGAUAUAAACAUAGUGUUCAGUCUUAUUCAUCUCUCUUGAACCUCCUUGUUCGUGCUCGAUUAUUUGCUAGAGCUGUAAGUAUUAGAAUAUCAAUGAUCAAGUCUUGCGAUUCGGUGGAAGAUAUUCGAUUUGUGUUGGAUGUGGUGAGGAGGAUGAGAAAAAAUGGUGAACAUAAACUUAAGCUCACUCUUAAAUGCUAUAAUCAUUUGCUUAUGUCAUUGGCCAGAUUUCUUAUGAUUGAUGAAAUGAAAGCUAUUUAUUUGGAGAUUUUGGACGAUAGGAUACCUCCAAACAUCUACACCUUCAAUACGAUGAUAAAUGCUUACUGUAAGAUGGCAAAUGUUGUUGAGGCAGAACUUUAUAUAAGUAAGAUAUUGCAAGCUGGUUUAAAUCCUGAUACCUACACAUACACGUCCUUGAUUUUGGGACAUUGUAGGAGUAAGGAUUUAGACAGUGCUUCUAGGGUUUUCCAGCUUAUGCCGCAAAAGGGUUGUCGCAGGAAUGAGGCCACAUACACUACACUUAUACAUGGGCUUUGUGAAGGUGGGAGGAUUGAUGAAGCUCUCAAGUUGUUUUCCAAAAUGGCGGAUGACAAUUGCAGUCCGACUGUCCGAACUUACACAGUUCUCAUAUCGGCACUUUGUGGAUCCGGUAGGAGAUUGGAAGCAUUCAAUAUGUUUCAAGAGAUGUCAGAGAAAGGUUGUGAACCAAAUGUUCACACCUACACAGUGCUUAUCAAUGCUAUGUGUAAAGAAAACAAACUUAAAGAUGCUACUACAUUGUUAAACGAGAUGGUUGAGAAAGGCUUGGUUCCUGGUGUUGUCACUUACAAUGCUUUGAUUGAUGGAUAUUGCAAAGAACGGAAGAUUGAUGGUGCAUUUGCAAUUUUGGAUGUAAUGGAAUCAAAUGGUUGUAAGCCAGAUGCUCGCACAUACAACGAGUUGAUGUGUGGGCUUUGUAAUGACAAAAAGGUGCACAAUGCCAUGGUGCUAUUCAGUAAGAUGCUUGUCUGUGGCCUGUCUCCCAGUGUUGUAACUUACAACACAUUAAUACACGGCCAGUGUAGGGAGGGCCAUUUAGAUAGUGGGUAUAGGCUGCUUAAGUUGAUGACAGAAAAUGAUUUGGUCCCUGAUCAAUGGACAUACUCCAUGUUAACAGAUGCCCUUUGCAAAGAGGGGAGGGUAGAAGAAGCUCAUUCCUUAUUUAACUCUCUGGAAAAGAAGGGUAUAAAGGCAAAUGAAGUAAUAUAUACUGCUUUGAUUGGUGGGUACUGCAAAGUGGGGAAGAUUGACUGUGCCCAUUCUAUGCUUGAGAAAAUGCUUGCUGAGAAUUGCUUGCCAAACUCUUAUACCUAUAAUGUGUUGAUAGAUGGGUUGUGCAAAGAAAAGAAAUUGCAUGAAGCAUCACUUUUGCUAGAAAGGAUGGUAGAAGUAGGAGUGGGACCUGAUGUUGUUACUUAUACCAUUCUUAUUGAUGAGAUGCUGAAAGAAGGUGAUUUUGAUCAUGCUCAUAGGCUAUUUGAUCAAAUGGUUUCUUUGGGAUGUCAGCCUGAUGUCUGUACUUACACUGCAUUUAUCCACAUGUAUUGCAAUCGAGGUUCCUUGGAAGAAGCUGAGGAGUUGAUGGUUAAAAUGAAUAAAGAAGGUGUCUUACCAGACUCAGUGACUUACAAUGCAUUGAUAGAUGGGUAUGGUAAGAUGGGAUCAAUAGACCGAACCUUUGAUGUUCUCAAGCGCAUGGUUGAUGCUGGAUGUGAGCCUUCUCAAAAUACUUAUUCCAUUUUGGUCAGGCAUCUCUUAAAUGAGAAACAGGUUAAGGAAACGAGUGGUGAUAGUGAUUUUCUCUUGGCUUCAAAUUGUAAGUUAGUUGGUAUAACUGAUGUUUGGAAGAUAGUACAAUCUGAAACUAUCAUAAAACUCCUGAGAGAAAUGGAUGAACGUGGUUUCACACCAAAUGCUGGUACUUUUGAUGACCUCAUAACAGGAUUUUGUAAAGUGGGUCGCUUGGAGGAGGCAAAAGGGUUUGUGCAUUAUAUGAAAGAUAGAGGAUUAUCUCCUACUGAGAAUAUUUAUAAUUCUCUUGCCAUUUGUUGCUGCAAGUUAGGAAUGUAUGGGGAAGCAUCGGAGCUGGUGGAUAUGAUGGCUGAACAUGGUCAUUUACCAUAUUUGGAAUCCUGCAAGCUACUUCUUUGUGGGUUAUGUGAUGAAGGGAAUAUUGAAAAGGCCAAUUCAAUUUUCUCUAUCAUGUUAGAUGGUGGUUAUAAUUAUGAUGAAUUAGUUUGGAAAAUUCUGAUUGAUGGAUUGCUUAAGAGGGGCCUUGUUGAUAGAUGCUCUGAGCUACUAGGCAUCAUGGAGCAAAAGGGAUGCAGGCCUAGCCCUCAAACAUAUUCAAUGUUGAUUGAGGGAUUUCCAGAUGGAAAGGAUGGGGCAUAAAAUGGUUACUAGUGUUCAUAUUUGUCACCAAGGUUUUUUUGUAUACAUCUUUCACCUCCAUAUUUGGCAAGCUAGAGAAGAUGGCAAAAGAAUAUCCUUGGAAAAGUUAGAUUUUUCUUGUGACA